Molecule: messenger RNA, 2024 nt
Organism: Hordeum vulgare subsp. vulgare (domesticated barley)
Lineage: Eukaryota; Viridiplantae; Streptophyta; Magnoliopsida; Poales; Poaceae
Product: leucine aminopeptidase 2, chloroplastic
Exons: 10
Coding region: 45-1856 (603 amino acids)
Biological process (GO): proteolysis
Cellular component (GO): cytoplasm
Molecular function (GO): metalloaminopeptidase activity; manganese ion binding
Source: RefSeq, a predicted model, not a curated record
CGCGACCGCGGCCGAUAUAUACCUCGCCCCCCCGCCCCGCUCCAAUGGCGUCCGCCGCAUCCACCUCCGCCACCGCCGCCGUCGCCGCCGCCGCCUCCCGCCUGCUCCUGCGCCGCGCGCCGCACCUCCUGCGCCGACUCCCCCGCGCCGCGCCGUCCGCCCGCCCCUACUGCUCCUCGUCGUCGUUCGGCGCCGCCGCCGCAGCCCCUCUCCGCCGCCCGUUCGGGCACCGCGCCAGGAUGGGGCACACCUCCGCCUCCGCGUCCGCGUCCGCCGCCGUCCCCGCGCUCGGGCUCACCAAGGCCAACGCCGUGGAGCUCCCCCAGGUUGCUUUCACGGGCAAGGACAUUGAGUUCUCCGACUGGAAGGGCGACAUCCUCGCCGUCGCGGUCACCGAGAAGGAUCUGUCCAAAGGAUCAGACUCCAAGUUCGAGAAUGCCGUGCUAAAGAAGCUCGACGCCCAGCUCAGCGGUCUGCUCUCGGAGGCCUCGGCCGAGGAGGAUUUCACCGGGAAGGCCGGGCAAUCGGUGGUCCUCCGCCUCUCCGGGCAGGGUUUCAAGAGGGUGGCUCUUGUUGGUCUUGGCCAGAGCGCCCCGUCCACCGCCGCGGCUUGCCGGGGUAUCGGUGAAUCCGUUGCAUCAGUUGCCAAGUCUGCUCAGGCUACCAGCGUCGCUAUUGUUCUUGCCUCCCCCGCUGGGAUCCAGGAAGGGUUCAAGCUCAACGCUGCCGCAGCAAUCGCUUCCGGAACCGUGCUUGGGUUGCAUGAGGACAGCAGAUUCAAGGCUGAGUCGAAGAAGGUUCAUCUUAAACAAGUAGACCUUAUUGGACUGGGUUCUGGUUCAGAGCUGGACCAGAAACUUAAGUAUGUCAAUGAUCUUUCCUCGGGCGUGAUUUUCGGGAAAGAGCUUGUCAACGCACCUGCAAAUGUCCUUACCCCUGCUGUGCUUGCGGAGGAGGCAUCAAAGAUUGCUUCUGAAUUCAGUGAUGUAUUCACUGCCACGAUAUUAGAUGUAGAGAAAUGCCAAGAGCUAAAGAUGGGCUCCUACUUGGGAGUUGCUGCAGCUUCUGCAAAUCCUCCUCACUUCAUCCACUUGUGCUACAAGCCCGUUGGUGGCAAUGUCAAGAGAAAGCUGGCUAUUGUUGGGAAGGGGCUAACUUUUGACAGUGGAGGCUACAACAUUAAGACUGGACCAGGCUGCAGUAUUGAACUGAUGAAGUUUGACAUGGGAGGCUCUGCGGCAGUGUUUGGUGCAGCAAAAGCUUUGGCCCAAAUCAAGCCUCCUGGAGUAGAGGUUCACUUUAUUGUUGCUGCCUGUGAGAAUAUGAUUAGUGGCACAGGAAUGAGACCUGGUGACAUUUUGACUGCUUCUAACGGGAAGACGAUUGAGGUAAAUAACACUGACGCUGAAGGGAGGCUUACGCUUGCUGAUGCUUUGGUCUAUGCUUGUAAUCAAGGUGUUGACAAGAUUAUUGAUCUGGCAACACUAACCGGUGCCUGUGUUGUUGCACUUGGGCCUAGCAUUGCUGGAAUCUUCACACCAAGUGAUGAACUAGCCCAAGAAGUCACUGCUGCAUCUGAGUUAUCGGGGGAGAAGUUCUGGAGAUUGCCCAUGGAGGAAAGCUACUGGGAGCAGAUGAAGUCUGGUGUGGCUGACAUGGUCAAUACCGGCGGUCGACAGGGCGGUUCCAUCACAGCUGCCCUGUUCCUGAAACAGUUUGUCGACGAGAAGGUUCAGUGGAUGCACAUCGACAUGGCCGGCCCGGUGUGGAACGACAAGAAGCGUGCCGCGACCGGGUUCGGCGUGUCCACCCUGGUGGAGUGGGUCCUCAAGAACUCAUCAUCAUCAUCAUCGUGAAUGAACUUCCCCCCUGAUUUCCAUUGGUUCUGAUAACGGCGUCAGAGAUUCAUCGUCUGCACCAGUGAAUGAAUGGUUUUUAUUUGCUUUUGGCUGGCGUAAGGACUGUGGAGCGAUAGAAUAAGGAAGGGUUUCAUGGAGGAAAAUAAAGCAGCAUGUCAUUGAACA